Acanthosepion pharaonis is the source of this 678-nucleotide messenger RNA. The record is from the annotation of a GenBank genome assembly. Lineage: Eukaryota; Metazoa; Mollusca; Cephalopoda; Sepiida; Sepiidae.
AUGACUUUCUUAAUUUCUUUUCGGUCAUUCUUCCUCUGUGAAUUUCCUUAUCAUUUCUUUCUUUCUUUCUUUCUUUCUUUCUUUCUUUCUUUCUUUCUUUCCGGUCAUUCUUUUUCUAUCUCUUUCUUUAUGACUUUCUUAAUUUCUUUUCGGUCAUUCUUCCUCUGGGAAUUUCCUUAUCAUUUCUUUCUUUCUUUCUUUCUUUCUUUCUUUCUUUCUUUCUUUCUUUCUUUCUUUCUUUCCGGUCAUUCUUUUUCUAUCUCUUUCUUUAUGACUUUCUUAAUUUCUUUUCGGUCAUUCUUCCUCUGUGAAUUUCCUUAUCAUUUCUUUCUUUCUUUCUUUCUUUCUUUCUUUUUUCUUUCUUUCUUUCUUUCUUUCCGGUCAUUCUUUUUCUAUCUCUUUCUUUAUGACUUUCUUAAUUUCUUUUCGUCAUUCUUCCUCUGUGAAUUUCCUUAUCAUUUCUUUUCUUUCUUUCUUUCUUUCUUUCUUUCUUUUUUUUUUUUUCUUUCUUUCCGGUCAUUCUUUUUCUAUCUCUUUCUUUAUGACUUUUUUAAUUUCUUUUCGGUCAUUCUUCCUCUGGGAAUUUCCUUAUCAUUUCUUUCUUUCUUUCUUUCUUUCUUUCUUUCUUUCUUUUUCUUUCUUUCUUUCUCAUUCUUUUUUCUAUCUCUUUCUUUAUGA